GAAGAUACCGAAAGCGCAAAGCGAAACCAAACAAAAACAAAAAGGCCAAAAAAACAAGAGCGCCGCGUCUCCCUCCGACCGAGCCUGUCGGAGGCCACCACCCGACCACCGUCACCGGCGUGGGGAUCGAUCCCUCCCGGAUCUGCGACGCGCGGCGAGCCCACUAGACCCCGCUGCAUCAGCACUGGGGUGGGGACGGGGUCCCCAUCGAUCGGCUUUUGUGGGGGUUUAGUUUGGAUUGGUCCUCGCGGAUCCAUUUUGUUUCGGAUUUUUUGGUCCCCCAGCGGGGCUAGACUGCCGGCGUGUUUGUCCCGGAGGAGGGGAUGGAUUUGGCGUCGGUCAACGAGGAGCUCGCGGAGAUCGACGGACAGAUCGCCGAUAUCUUCCGCACAUUGCAAAAUGGGUUCCAAAAGCUUGACAAGAUCAAGGAUGCCAACCGCCGGAGCAGACAGCUCGAAGAGCUUACUGACAAGAUGCGAGAUUGCAAAAGACUUAUCAAAGACUUUGAACGAGUUGUCAAAGAUGAGGCAGGCCGUACUGAUCAAGAGACUGCUAAAGCGCUGAAUGAUAAAAAGCAGUCACUGAUCAAGGAGUUGAACUCUUAUGUUGCUCUAAAGAAACAACAUGCAAGCGAAAACAAGCGAGUUGAUCUUUUUGAUGGUCCAAGCGUUGAAGAUGGAUUUGGUGAAGAAAAUGCCAUGUUAGCAUCAAAUAUGUCAAACCAGCAGCUGAUGGACCAUGGAGGCCAUCUAAUGGAUGAGACUGAUCAGGCUCUCGCACGAUCUAAGCAGACCGUCCAAGAGACGAUCAAUGUGGGUACAGAAACUGCAGCUGCUCUUAAAGCACAGACGGAGCAAAUGAGCAGGGUUGUUAAUGAGCUUGAUUCGAUCCAUUUCUCCUUGAAAAAGGCAUCAAAAUUGGUGAAAGAAAUUGGUAGGCAGGUUGCAACUGAUCGUUGCAUCAUGGCCUUGCUUUUUCUCAUUGUAAUCGGAGUCAUAGCUGUAAUCAUUGUUAAGAUUGUAAACCCACAUAACAAGGACAUUCCUGACAUUCCCGGACUCGCUCCACCGGUUAGCAGAAGGCUAUUGAGUAUUGUAGAGAACAAGUGAGUUUCGCACAUCUGUAAAAAAGAAAAUUGAUGAGGCGCCUUCUGCAGUCGCGUGAAGUAUUAUUUUGGGCGUAUUGUUGUAAACUUUGUUUCGUGUGUGGUGUUGUAAACUUGUAACGCCACACCCACAGGAAUCCAUGUACCAAACCAAACACACUGUAAAAUUGUAUGUUCUUAUUCUCCUGACAAGAAAGCAGGUUGAGGUUAAUUUGUUUUUGCAAAAAACAUUUCCUCUGUGAACAUUCAUUCA
Messenger RNA from Brachypodium distachyon (stiff brome), 1358 nucleotides. RefSeq names its product novel plant SNARE 11. NCBI's taxonomy places the organism in Eukaryota, Viridiplantae, Streptophyta, Magnoliopsida, Poales, Poaceae. The transcript has 10 exons. The coding region runs from base 324 to 1109 and encodes 261 amino acids. Gene Ontology annotation, biological process: vesicle fusion; retrograde vesicle-mediated transport, Golgi to endoplasmic reticulum. Gene Ontology annotation, cellular component: Golgi apparatus; ER to Golgi transport vesicle membrane; endoplasmic reticulum membrane. Gene Ontology annotation, molecular function: SNAP receptor activity; SNARE binding. The record is from RefSeq and is a predicted model, not a curated record.